Molecule: messenger RNA, 3999 nt
Organism: Peronospora farinosa
Lineage: Eukaryota; Oomycota; Peronosporomycetes; Peronosporales; Peronosporaceae
Source: the annotation of a GenBank genome assembly
AUGCUCGAGGGUCCAUUAAAAUCGUGGAUUAUAUCCUUUUUAGGUCAAUAUGUAGAGAGUCAGACAAUGAACGUGUCCACCAAACUCUGGCAGUCGUCUGAGCGUCUUAAACUCGAGAAUUUGACGCUUAAGGCCAGCGUCGUGCCCAAUUGGUUACCAUUUCGACUCAAGACGGGCUUUGUGGGUCUAUUUGAAGCCGAUUUGCCCAUUUCUGCAAUUUUUGGCAGUGCUUCGGCCAAGAUCAAGUUCCAGGACGUUCUAUUGGUUCUAGAACCUCUUAAACACGAUGAAAAAGAGCUGCAGGAUGAGAUUUUGUUCUUAGUAGGGCAGAAGAUGUACAGGCUUGAACAGGACUUACAGGAUCGAUGGACGGGACCACAAGUAUUAGAAUCUGCGGUGCCUCAUGAGAGUGAAGGGUAUUUUGGUACCGACGGCUGGAUAGGACGCACUUUGACGAAACUUAUUGACAAUUUGCAGGUCGACAUUAGGAACCUACACAUUCGUGUGGAAGGAGUCUGGUCCCCGUCUGAACCGAUGAAGGAUCCGGUAACUUCCAGAGCUAGUAACAAGGAGAGAGAGGGCGUCAAAUUUGCAGUUGGAAUCACGCUCGGAGCACUUUCAGCCGUCACAAUGCCGAGCAAUUGGAGAGUUGAAGGGUUUGACGACCAGAAGAACGACAAGUCGCAGGAAAAUAAUCACUUGGUAUUCAAGUUGAUUAAUGCUAUUGAUCUGUCAGUGUAUGUAGACCCGAACGCACUGCAUUUUAUUCACUCGAAGAUACACCCGAAGGUGUUGCAGUCAGCGUUGUCACGGUUAAAAGCGAUGGGAUCGAGAGUAGCCAAGGCAGAUUGGUGGAAUGCCGAAGAGAGUGUACAUGCACAUAGGUUCUUGGUGGCACCGAUCAAUGUGACUCUUAAGUUGACAAUGAAUACUGCAGCAAAACAUGCGCAUACCGAUGACCCGCGGUAUGACGCGGUGUUUCAUUUGUCGAGGAUAUGGGUGACAUUGGAUGAAGAGCAGUUGUCGGUGGUAAAUCUGGUCAUGGACACGUUCUCUGGUCACGAGAAGUGGCAGCUUAUGGUAGCAGAACAGGUUAAAACGUCAGAGCAACAUACAGCAAAUAGUGAGGCCACAAUGACGGAACUGGCGAAAAAUUAUUUAUUGGUUUGGAACCAGAUAAUGGCUAUGAAAACUGAAGGAAUGGAUGAAUUGAGGAAGAGCGAGGCAUGGGAUAACGCGACAAGGAUAGAACAACAACUACCGUAUGAAGUGGUAGUAGCUAUCCGGAACCGUCUUGGGCUGGAAUUUGCUGAAGGAAAGACAGUGUCAUACCCCGAUAUGCUCUAUGGAAGUAUGAACGCAGCUGGAAUUCCUCUUCCAGAGAUAAAUGUAUCAUUUCCCGAAGGCCCAACGGGCCUUUUAUUUGACCUACUGCCGUCGGGUGAUGUGGCAAUUAAGCGGUGUGUAGAGAAAAGUCCUGCUGCGGCUAUAGACAAUCUGAAGCCAGGGCUCUUGCUGAUAAAAGUGGACGACAAACCGGUACGAUCGGUGUUCAGGUUUAAAUCAGAGCUGGAUUUGGAGCUUGCUAUUGACGUCAUGCCAGGAACAAAGGUAUUGACGUUUCGGUAUCCCUCCGUGGUGCCUCCCGAAGUCACAUCACCUCGUACAGUCGCUACAGUCGCCCAAGUUUCUUUCACUUCUGAUCAGCUCAAAUUCUGCCUCGUACGAGCUUUUCAGAAGCAGGUUAUUGCGGAAGUUGUGUUGGACAACCUUGCGAUAUCGAUCGCUGGGUACGGCCCUAGCUUAUUCUUGUACCACUUUUACGAAGUCAUGGUCAAGAGCUUUUACGUGCAAAGCAUGUCGCGAGAGGAAGACGAAGGUAAUCAUUGCAUUGCUUCAAGCAUAUGCAAACCCGUGGAUGUUUUUGGUGAUGGAGAUGCUCACAGCCCAGCCUUCCUAUUCAGCAUGGAUAAUUUUUAUGAGGCGCAUCCAGACGCCUGCCCUGACAGGGUGGAUACUUUUGGGUCAAAGAUCUCGGUGGCAAUUGGUAACUCCAUUGUGGUUAUUGAUGAAGCAAAGACGACGGUAUUACUUGGCGAAUGGCACGACUGGCUUGGUGCAAUCUCAAACGACUACUCCAAUGGUACUUUGCCUUCAUCAAGCGCUCCUCGGAUAGAGAUUGAUUUGGGUACAGUGCCUUUGUCAUGGAGCUCUCAAGUGUCAUCAUAUGCAUCGACGAGCCCUUCUAAGGCUACAGAAGUCAGCAGCUACUCGUAUGAAGUCAAAGUUGAACUAUUGCGAGUAUUUAUCAGCGCCCACGAAACGCCUAUUGCGCCUGCUAAAAUUUCCUACGAGCCUUCGUAUCGUGCUCUACUGAAGCAACUUAUCGGCGAUGAACCAAGCGGACCGCCACCUAUUCCAGAUUGGAUCAGAGCGGCGCAUGCAAUUGUCGUGAUGCAACGUUUCAUUCGAGGAGCUAUCGUACGCAAACGUAAGAUGGUUCGCUUAGCGCUAGCUAGAAAUCGAUGGAUGUUUUGCCAAGAUAACGAGAAAAUGGGCUGGCUGUAUACCCGAGUUGAUUCCCUCGCAUUUCGACGUUGGCGUCGCUCGUGGUGCCACCUCGAUGCUAACGGCAACUUCUCGAUUUACAGUAACGGUUCAGGCGCCGAGACGCUCGAUGUGUUUAGCCUAAUGGGUUGCAAGGUUAUCAUGCUACCCUACACUUCUGGAGGACCGUGGGGCUCACAGCGUGACAAACUGUCUCAAGUUCUUGAAAUUACGACCCGAUUUGGUGCUCUUCGCAAGGUAAUUAGCGCUGAUAAUCUGGUGGAAUUGAAGAAGUGGAAGCACUGUAUUGAAAGCAUGGCCAAAAACGCAACAAAACGAUUAAUUAGUGAGGAUGUGGAGGCAGAAGAAGUUGUGUACGAAUCAGGAGUGGAAGGGCCUGUUGGAAAUAACACUGCAAAAAACGAACAGUGGAAUGGAUUAAAAUUGGACGAGCUCUUGCUAGGAGGCUUUUCAAGCAUCUACCGCGCAGCUGCAACUCUGAAAAAAGAGCAGACGUCCUGGUUUUCUUUGAGUGUAGCCGGCGUGAAUUUCGCUGUGGAUGUGCACAGUGUAUCCGAGCCGGACCACUCUGCAUUUGCGUUAUAUUUAGGCUUGAAGGAUUUCACCGCAUUGGACCAUCGCCAGUCAUCCAAUUACGGUUUUUUGCACGUCGGCGACAAGUUUUUGAGCCUGAAAAAUGGCAAUUUGACUCCCGGUAAGAUACGAGCGGACCACUUGAAUAGUGGACUCUUUCUUGUGCUGCAUAUGUCCUAUCGGGGAGCACGCGCUGAAUCAAAUUGUUUCGUACGCCAAAGCGGGCUUCACGCAGAGCUUACAGUAUCCGGUUGGGUGAUGCCAUUUACUUUGAUGCAGGUCUUUUUCGAUAUAAUGGACGUCCUUAAUGUGCUCUGGGCUGCUGACACAGACACUACAGAUAGUGGAGUCGAUUGUACAUAUGCACCCGAGCAGGUGAGUUUUGCUCCUUGGAAAGAAGUGCCUGAGCUUGGAAUCCAGAUUCGUGCUCCAAUUUUGGAGGCCUAUCUUGAGGAUUCUCAUUGUGUAGCAAAGCUGACGAUCGAGGACAGCUCAUGUUCGUACCGCGCUGAUGCAAGAGUGGAAAAUUUCAAGCUGCAUCUUGGUCCCACUGCGCUAUUUGUGCUAACCGAAGAUGUUGCGCUUCGACUGGUUCAAGUGGACAGAUUCUGGCUGAGCUAUGAUCUCAGACUGCAUCUUCAGAUGGCAUUUAGUGCUGGUAGUUGUGCCUUGUGUGCUGAUGAGUCGGCAAAGAGGCCAGUGUGUCAUCGCUCCAUCAACAUUUCGAUUGGUCAGGUGAAACUUGAGGCCGACCGAAGGUUGGAGCUACUUUUUGCGUUACUGGAGGCACUAACAAUCAUACCAGACGAUACAAAAGGUAAGUCAGAAUUUGAUAGCGCUAGCGAAGAAAAACCAUGA